This is a messenger RNA of Ruditapes philippinarum (Manila clam), 6297 nucleotides long. Its product is annotated as cilia- and flagella-associated protein 44-like. The record is from RefSeq and is a predicted model, not a curated record. Gene Ontology annotation, molecular function: protein binding. NCBI's taxonomy places the organism in Eukaryota, Metazoa, Mollusca, Bivalvia, Venerida, Veneridae.
UAGCCUCUGAUAGAGGACCGCAAAAAUAAUAUUUAGUCGUAUAGCAAGAAAAAUUUUAAGUUGCGCAUGCGCAAGUAUCAUAGCAACGACGUUGCUUAUCCAAAAUGGACGGCGGAGAGGAACAACAGCCUGCUGAGUCUAAUAAUCCAGAGACUCAGGAAGGCACAGAGCAGCAAAACACAGAGCCAACUCAACAAACUACAGAAAACCAGCCUGAAAAUGAACAGCCAACAGAGCAACAAGCUAGUGAAGAGGAUACAACUCAACAAGAAGAUAGUUCUGUAAAACAAGAGGAAGAGAAAAAAGAAGAUACUGAUAAGCAAGAAGAUGUGACUGAACAGAAGCCAGCUGAAAGUACAGGCCAAGAACAAGCAGAUGCUGGUGAACAAAAACCUUCAGAGAGUGAAGAGCAGAAACCAGCCGAUGCUUCUGGAACUGAAGAACAGAAACAAGAGGAAUCAACUGAACAAAAGCCUGCCGAGACAUCUCAACAAGUAGAGAAACCUCCUGAGACUGAGGCCACUGCUGCUGAAGGUCAAGAGCAAGAGAAAGCAGAAGUUGAAGGUAAAGAUAAAACUGAUGGUGCUCAAAAACCUGAUGAGGGCGAACAACAACAGGCUGAGGGUGAACAACAACAGGCUGAGGGUGAACAACAAAAGGCUGAGGGUGAACAACAAAAGACCGAGGGUGAACAACAACAGGCUGAUGGUGAACAACAACAGGCCACAGAGGGUAAGGAGGAGACCGAUGGAGCUCAAAAACCAGAAGAAGGUGGAGAACAGAAGCCAGCAGAGGGUCAAGAGGUCACAGAGGGUGGUCAAAAACCUGAAGAGGCUGCUAAACAGAAAGUAGAGGGUCAACAAGAAGAACAGAAAGAGGCCAAGGAAGAAUCUACCGAACAAAAACCUGCAGAAACCACCCAACAAGCAGAAGAGGGAGGUGAAGGUGAAGAAGGGGACGAGGAACAAGAGAAGAAAGAAGAAGAGCCCAAAAUACCUGAUGAUUUUUACUAUGAAUAUGAAAACUUUGCAUCACGACCAACCAUCACAGCAGAGUCUGGUUUACCAGAAGACUUGUUGACUUUACAACAUUCAUUUGGUUAUGAUUGUACAAAGCGAGGAAAUCUUCAUUUAUUGAAUGAGAAAACUGUGGUCUUUGCCGCAGGUAAUCUUGUCCAGAUUGUUGAUUUACUGACAAAGGAACAGACGUUUAUCCGUAGUACAAGUGGAGGGGGUAUUGGUGCAAUUACAGUUCAUCCAAGCAAGAAUUUCUUCGCUGUGGCUGAGAAAGGACAAGGUCCAAACAUCAAUAUUUUUGAGUGGCCCAGUCUAAAACUAUACAGGGUUUUGAGAGGUGGAACAGAAAGAUCUUACUCUUUCAUUGAUUUCAAUCCUGAUGGUACCCUACUUGCAACACAAGGUGGUGAUCCUGACUUUAUGUUGACAGUAUGGGACUGGAAACAGGAGAAGACAGUAUUGAGAUCAAAGGCUUUUUCCCAAGAUGUUUUUCGAGCAACUUUCUCAACAGAACUGGACGGGCAGCUGACUACAUCAGGAACUGUUCAUAUUAAGUUCUGGAAGAUGGCGGACACCUUCACUGGUCUUAAGUUACAAGGAGAACUUGGUAAAUUUGGUCGUACAGAGAUCACAGAUAUCGAGGGUUAUGUAGAACUGCCUGAUGGCAAGGUAUUGUCUGGAUCUGAGUGGGGAAAUAUGUUACUGUGGGAAGGAGGCCUUAUUAAAGUUGAGAUAAGGAUGAAGAACAAGAAAUCGUGCCAUACUGGAGCUAUACAGCAGAUACUCCUAGAUGAGGGAGAAUUGAUGUCCGUAGGAAUAGAUGGUUACAUCAGGGUGUGGGAUUUUGAAGCAAUAGACACUGCUGAUACAACAGAUGAGACAGGAAUGUUUGAACUAGAUCCCAUGAAUGAGCUCAAGGUCGGCAAUGAUGUGCAGCUUAAAAGCAUCAUCAAAUCUGUGGACUCGGAAAAUGAGCCAACUAUAUGGUAUGCUCAGGAUGCAAAUGGAGGUAUAUGGAAACUUGACUUAUCAUUCUCUCACACAUCAAUGGCUCCGGAGAAAAUGUUCACAUAUCAUGCUGGAACAAUCAAUGCCUGUGAUGUGUCACCUGUAUCACAGCUGGUUGCCACCACUGGAGCUGAUCAUACUGUACGUGUAUUUGACUAUGUACAGCAGAAGCAGAUCUGUGAUACCAGAUUCGCUGCAGGUGGAACAUCACUUGUGUGGAUUCCAAAUAUUAUUGAUCCAAAGGGUGGUUCUGUAAUUGUUGGUUUUGAGGAUGGUGUUGUGAGAGCUUUGGCAAUAGGAAAGAUCGACGAGGAGUCGACACGUAGAAAGAAGCAUCAUGAAUUGAGUAUGGAACUUCUACAAGCAUUCAAACCUCAUAGCAAAGCUGUUACAUCUAUUGCUAUGGCGCUCGCGGAGAAGUUCUUUGCUUCUGGGAGCAGUGAUGGUACAGUUUUCUUCAUGAAUAUUGGCAAGACUUAUGAGCCUAUUGGUUUCACCAAGGUUGCUGGACCUGUCACAAAAGUGCAAUGGUCUCCUGACAAAUUUAACAAGGGUAAAAGUGCUUGUAAUUUUUUGAAAAGGGGGUGGGUAAAAAGGAGAAAAGUGGGCCCGAUGGAAAGGGGAAAUUUGAUAAAAGCUCAUUCCUUUGAGAUUAAAGGACUUAAGUCAAGGAUAUUCAAGUUUCAAAGUAUCAAGUCAAGACUUAGGAAACUUGAUGAAACAAAUUUACCAGAUGAUAUUGAAGAUCCAAAGGCUUACAGUAUUGAGGAGGCGAAACAGAAAGCAGAACAUGAUAAGAUGAUGAAGGAGGCAGAGGAGAAGAAACGUGAAGUACGACGACAUGUCGCCAAGAUGAGACGUAUGUUUAAACAAUUACUGGAACAGAACGACUCACUGCCCAAACAUCUUAGACUACAUAAAGAUGAGUUUGAGAUGGACAGAGAAAUAAAGCUGGAGUUAGAACGUCACAAGACUGAGAAAAUUGAUGUUGUGAGGAAAGAACUGGCUUGGGAGUCUGAAAAACAAAGAAUAGCCCUCGAGAAAUUGAGGAAAAGGUUUAAGGAUGUAGUGGAAUGUGAUAGAAUAGUUGUCAAGGCUUUUGAAUCGGCACAUGAAGUUGCAAGUUUCCGAGCAUCAAAGCUCUCUGAUGAUUUCUACAUUAAAAAAGCUGAGUUUGAGAGAAAGAGGACACAGUUAACCAAAGAUGAUAUAACCAGGGAUCCAACAAGAGACCUUCUUACAGGUGCUACUCGUAUAACAGACAGCACUGGUCAGAUAGGGGAGAAAGCCGAGGAUCAGACAGGGGCCAAGGUCAUCACCACACUGAAAGGUAGCAUGGGGGAGAGAAUUACUAAAGCUCUUUAUAAAGUUGAAGAAAAGAAAAAGAAAAGAGCAGAGAGAAAAGCUCAGUGGGCAGAGUUAUAUGAGACAAAACCAGAUGAUGAUUAUGAGGACCCAGCUGAUAUAUCUGCCAUUAAAGAGGCUAAAGACAACAUGGGAGACUAUAAACUAAAGACGGCCAAUGACUAUGUUGUUCCUGACCAUCUUAGAAUGAAUGUUGAUAAAGCCAGGGGCAGGCUUCUGGUGCUCAAAGAUUUGAUACAUGAGAAUAAAUACGAGUUCAACCAGAGAUUGUUGGCCAUGCGUGACAAGAAGAUACAAACUAUUGAAGAGAUAAAGGACCUCAUAACAGAGCUUGAACUUGUUCAUUCCAAGAUGGAAGCUUCCCUGAUCAAACCUGUACCACCAGUGCCUGUAAUGCACCCUGACGAGAUGCCUGAAAAGAAGCUAGAAUAUACCCGCGAGACACUGGUUGCAUUUAAGAAGGAGAUGGCAGAGAAAGCUUCAUCAAAGAAAGGUAACCAGGAGUCUGGAGGUUUCGGGGGAUUCGGUGGCUUCGGUGGGGGUGCUGCACCGGACAAGAAAAGUGAAUUACGAAGCAGCUCACCAACAAUGACACACAAGCAAUCAACCACGGUGAGUACAGCAAGAGCUGUAGAUGACACUGACGCAAAUAUGGAAGGAGAAGAGGAAGAGUUGUCUCCCCUAGAAGCACAGAUGAAACAAGCUGAAGUUAUCCGAUUGACAUAUGAACAGGAUAGAUUGCUCAAUCGUAUUAAUGAGCUUCUGAAGAACUUUGAUGCUGAACUACGUCUUCUUCGUCAUGAUAAAUUUAGAUUAGACAUUACAAUGAAAAAUGCUGACCUCAGACAAGUGACAUUGUUUGAAGAGUUGGUGUUACUGAAGGAGUAUGAGAAGAGAGAAGAUGUUCUGGCGGAGAAAGUUACCAAUAAACAACAAGAGAAACUCGAUAUGCAGGCUAAGAUUGUUGAUGUAACAUCUAAACUUGAAGUAAAGAAAAAGGAUAUAGAAAAGUUACAGGAGAGAGAAAAAGCUCUACAUGCUCAGUUUGUAGCAUCUCUUGGUGAAAACAACAAGUUUGGUGACUAUCUUACCAAAGUAUUCAAGAAAAGGAUAAAGAGGUCAAAAAAGAAGGCUACUGAAGGAGAUGAUGAUGAUGAAGAUAGUGAUGAAGAUUCAGAUGAUGAUUCUGACUGGGAUGAAGAUGAGGAUGAUGAUGAAUCUGAGACUGGAGGUUAUGACCUUGACAUUUGUCCACCAGGAUGUGAUCAGAAUCUGUAUGAAGCCACCUGUCAGUUACGUGAGAAGAGAUUGGACAUUGAAGAAGCUCUAGUUGAAGAGAAGAAAACAAAUGAUACCCUAAAGAAGGAACUUGAUAGUUUCCAUAAAAAGUCCAAGGUCAUUGACAAUGGAUUGAAAACUGCUCAACAAGAUCUUGAGGCAUUCCAGCUUGAGAAACAGCAGAAGUUGAACGAGCUUGAUGUUGUUGUAUCACUCAAGUUACAUCAAAUACAGUACAUGAUAAACGGUAUCCUACCACAGGACCUCGGCCAGACUCUUGUGUUCGAAUCUAACGGUGUCACUAGACUACAACUUAGGAUAAAGGAAUUAGAACAUGAAAAACAUUCACAGAAAAAAUAUAUGAGAGAAUCUAAGAAGAAACAUGUACAGUUGAUAAAAGAUCGUAAAAUAUUUGAAGCUAAGAUGACUGAGAUGGAGACAGACUGUGAGGAGAUGAUGGUCAGUAAGUUUGGCUGUGUUGUCGACAUCGAGAAACUCGAGACCGUCACUGUUAACAGAAACAUUGAAGAGCUCAAAGAAAAACUACGAAUGACGGAAAUCCAAUGUGCUGAAGAAGUAACGGAAUGGAAUGAAUUGAUAUCUGAGAAGAAGAACCAGAUUACAGAUUUAAUACGAGAAAAUACAAAACGACUAAAUCAACUUUCAAAUUUAUUGAACAACAAACAUGGCUCGGAAGGGGCACUCGACUCAAGACAGAAAAAUCUGGGUGAGGAGUACUCGGGUGCCCGCAAAGCUGAUGUGCGUGAGAAACAGCGCUUGAUUCAGCUUGUACAACUUCAAGCACAAGAAAUUGACGCCCUCAAGGAGGAGAUUAUGUUGCUAUCCCGUAAAGGCGGGCACAUCCUGCCACCCGCCCAACCCCCUCUUCCACAGAGCCCAAAUAUGAGAACACUUAGUAAUUAAAUUGUGAUAGAGUGUGACAGUUUGGAUGAUGUUUUAGUCAUUAAAGUAAAGAAAGAAGAAAAAAAAAAAAACAGAAUUAUUUUCUAUGCGUUGUUAAAACAAAUUUUAUACAAUUAUCAUGUGACCAGAAAUUUAAUUUAAUAUGUUUAAUUUGAAAAACAUUUGUUGACUUACAAAUAUUACAGUAUUUCUUUGGAAGUUUGUGAAGAUAUAGAGAAACAAAUGAAUAGAAUGCGUUGUAAAAAGUUUUGUAGAACUAAAAUUUAGAUGUAUGUUAUUGAACAGUUAUUGAUCAACAGUCAUAAAUUAAAAAGUACAACCUUAUUUCAUGUCCCAUUACAAAAUAACUAUUUUUGUUAUCAACGUAAUUAUUCAGUCUUUUCAAGAAUUCUUUAUGGAAAUAUUAUGUUACUGUACUUUAUGUCUUAAAUUGUCUUUAUGUCUUGAAAAAACUUUUAUUGUCACAAAUCCGUCCAAAUCUUUCUUUUGUUGCUGAGGAAAUACAUGGAGAGAAGUGUCAACAUAUCAUGUCUGAAGUCAAUGUUGAUUUUCUUCAUUUUCUUACAGUUUAUUUGAAUGUCUGUGAUAUCUAUGUACAAGUAUUGUUUGAAUAUUGUCAAACGAAUUAUUUUAUAUUGUGAUAAUAAAUAAAACUAUUUGCUGUCGAGUAACUAUAUUUAUUAUUAUUAAAAUUGAAAACUUUGAA